GCACGCUUGACAUAUGUCCGCUCUCGAUGCUUGUCUGUCCGACUGCAGAGUCGGGCACCGAAGCCGUACCGGCGCACGGAUUAGGAAAAUCCCCGGUGCUUGCGCGGUUUCGGCCCCUGAUCUCAUUACUCCCGCAUCGGCCCACGAUGCGGCAUCGCGGAAACGCAUAAAUAGCGCCGGCGCGAGCCGCCGCAGUGCUCGCUUUCCACCGCUCGCGUUCGUCCGCCGUGACGCCCCACCAUGGCGUACCUCGUGCUCCUGUGCCUCAUCGUGGCCGUGAAGGUGUUCAAGAAGACGUCGCCCAACGGAAAGGUGACCGUCUACAUCGGAAAGCGGGACUUCGCUCAACGAGGCGACGUGUGCGACGCGGUCGAAGGUGUCGUGGUGCUCGACCCAGACUACUUGAAGGGCCGUAAGGUAUUCGGCCAAGUGAUCACCACCUUCCGAUACGGCCGAGAAGAGGAUGAAGUCAUGGGCCUGCACUUCUACCGGCAGCUGUUCCUGGCGCACGACCAGAUUGUCCCCGAGCGCAACCAGAUCACCCAGAUCUCGGACCUGCAGCAGCGGCUGCUCCGCAAGCUGGGCAGCGGGGCGUACGCGUUCAGCUUCAACCUUCCCACGAACGCACCCAUGUCGGUGACACUGCAGCCGGGCCCAAACGACCGCGGCAGGCCGCUGGGAGUCGAGUACGAACUCCGCGUGUACGUGGCCGAGGACGAGCAGCAGAAGGCUCACAGGCGCAGCACCGUCAACAUGGCCAUCCGCAAGAUCCAGUACGCGCCGCUCACGCAGCGGGAGCGCCAGCCGACCACCGUCGUCAGCAAGGGGUUCAUGCUGAGCGCGGGCAAGGUAGAGCUCGAGGUGGUGCUCGACAAGGAGGUGUACUUCAACGACGACAAGAUUAACGCCCAAGUGUCGGUGUCCAACUACUCCAAGAAGAGCGUCAAAAACAUCAAGAUUCUCGUCCUGCAGAAUACGGAGGUGACGCUGGUGCACGGCCACUACAGCAAGGUGGUGGCGUCCGUUGAGUGCCGGGAGAACUGCCCUGUGCUGCCGGGGGCCUCCUUCUCCAAGGUCUUCCACCUGCUGCCCCUGGCCGCGGAGAACCGGGACCGGCGCGGCAUCGCGCUCGACGGCCUGCUCAAGGAGACGGAUGCGUGCCUGGCGUCGUCGACGCUGAACCACGAGGACGCCAUCGGCAUCAUUAUCUCGUACGUCCUGCGCGUCCAGCUCUACCUGGGGCCCAUGUCCGGCGACCUGAUCGCCGACGUGCCAUUCAAGCUGGCCAAGCCCGAGCCCGAGGACGUGUACCCCAAGUUGCAGGAGAAGAGGAUCCUGGACAGGUCCAAGCUGAAGAAGCAGCUCAGCAGAGAGAUGAGCACCAAUCUGGUAUUCGAGGACUUCCAGUGGCACAGGCAGAUCAGUGAGGAUGGAGGAGGGGACUGACAGGUUCUUCUGGGGUGUGUGUCUGUGGUUCCACACGCUUUUCUUUUGGGGCCUGCCAAUGAGCCGUAUAGUUGGUCGGGCCAAAAGCAUCCUUCUGCAGCAUUACCGAAUUGUCGGGUUUUGUUCUGUCUAUUUCUUUUGAAGUGUGAAUAAAAGAUAGAAGGUGUCUCAUUGUCA
Ixodes scapularis (black-legged tick) is the source of this 1623-nucleotide messenger RNA. RefSeq names its product arrestin, lateral eye (gene Arr2). The transcript has a single exon. Gene Ontology annotation, biological process: signal transduction; G protein-coupled receptor internalization. Bases 241 to 1446 code for a protein of 401 amino acids. Gene Ontology annotation, molecular function: G protein-coupled receptor binding. Gene Ontology annotation, cellular component: cytoplasm. NCBI's taxonomy places the organism in Eukaryota, Metazoa, Arthropoda, Arachnida, Ixodida, Ixodidae. The record is from RefSeq and is a predicted model, not a curated record.